Molecule: messenger RNA, 648 nt
Organism: Acanthosepion pharaonis
Lineage: Eukaryota; Metazoa; Mollusca; Cephalopoda; Sepiida; Sepiidae
Source: the annotation of a GenBank genome assembly
AUGUUUUCUGGUUCAUUUUUCCUUUCUUUGGUCGCCUUCGUUUUUCCCUGUUCUUUCUUACUUUUUUGUUCUUAUCAAUUUAUCAAAUUCUAUCAUAUUUUCUAUAUAAAUUACCCAAUUUACGAUUCUUUCCUUGUUUAUUUUAUUCUUUCAUUACAUUUGUCAUUCAUUUUCUUUAUUUUUCUUAAUUCAUCCUCCUACAGAUACUUUACUUUCCUUCAUUGUUUUUUUCUUAUUUUCUUUUUCUUACUUUCUCUAUGUUUCUUGCCCAUUUUUCAAAUACCUGCUUUCUUUCAUAGAAUCAAUUUCACUCUUUUUUUUCUUGUAACUUCUCAUUUUAUGCUUUCUUCCAUUUUUUUCUUCGAUAUUCGCCUUUCAAAUUCUUCGAUUCUUUUUUUGUCUUACUUAUUCUUCUCUAACUUAUUUUUAAUUAUUCUUUCUUUGUUUCUUUCUUCUGUUUUUUUAUUCCUAUUUUCUUCCUAUUUAUUUUCUUUUUCAUUUGUCCUUCUAUUUAUUACUUCCCCAUCCUUUCCUUUUUCUUUCAAUCCGUAUUUCAUUUUCCAUCUUUAUAUUUCUUUUCUCUUAAUCUUACUCUUUGUUUUAAUUUUUUUUCUGUUCUUCCUUUCGUUUCUCUUUGCUUCUUUUUAA